AGAGCGUGGCUCUUGAGACUCCUUCACAAGAAGCAGAGCGGAGGGGCGUGGCCACAUCUGGGGGCGUGGCCAGCACCUCCUCCCUCCAUAUAGCUCUGGGGCGGUCGGGCGAGCGAGUGGAUGCCCCUUUUCCUGCGGUCUCCCUCCCUCGGCCAUGACCCUGAGGAGGCUCCGGCGGCUCCGGCCCGGGCAGCAAGAGGCCGAGGCGGCCCUGGCGAUGGCAGCGGAUGGGAGCCGAGCCUCGGAGGUGGAGCUGGAGAAGGCGCUGGCGGCCUCGGGGGGCACCUUGCCCAGGGCCAGGCGGGGCUCCGGAUUCAAAUGGCGUUCUCUCAGCCAGUCGCCUGAGCAGCACAGGAAGGUGAUUACGCUGGAGAAGGAAGAGGGACAAGCCUUUGGUUUUGAGAUUCAGACAUAUGGGUUACACCACCAGGACACAAAACGUGUGGAGAUGUUCACCUUUGUAUGCCGUGUACAUGAUAGUAGCCCAGCACAGGUAGCUGGACUUAAACCUGGAGACACAAUCACUGCUGUGAAUGGGCUCAAUGUGGAGGGGAUCCGCCACCGUGAAAUUGUGGAAAUCAUCAAGGCAUCUGGAAAUGUGCUCAGGUUAGAAACCUUGUAUGGCACAUCAAUCCGGAGAGCAGAACUGGAGGCCCGCUUGCAGUACCUCAAGCAAACACUUUAUGAGAAAUGGGGAGAGUAUCGGUCGUUAAUGGUCCAAGAGCAGCGUCUGGUCCAUGGAAUUGUGGUGAAAGACCCCAGCAUCUAUGACACCUUGGAGUCUGUGCAUUCCUGCCUGUAUGGCACUGCCUUGGCAAGAGGCUCCAUGCCUUUCAGGAUGUUGUUGCCAGGAGCCAAUAGCACAUACAGCAGUGUGGGCUGUGUCAGCACUGCCACCGAUGAGAGUGAGGACUCUCUUUACCAGACCUGCUUUUUUGACUCUGCCAAUUCACUGGACAUUGUCCCUACAACUGGCCAGUCCUCGCACCCCAGGCCAGCACUCACCCGCAGUGCCAGUGUCAAAUGCAGCAGCAGCAAUGGAAAUGCCCACUUCUGGGACAAGUCAUGCGAACAGAAGAAUUCCUUAGCGACAUCAAGGCCCAGGAAGAGUAAACAUGGAAGCUUCCGCAAGAGAUUACUCAAGUUUAUCCCUGGAUUGAAUCGUUCUCUGGAAGAAGAGGAGAGCCAGUUGUAAAAAGACAUGCAUAGCUGGAGCAAUGGGGUGGGGCCAAGAGGCCUACACCCUUCCAAUAUGACUAUUUAUUUAUUUAUUUGACUGACAAGAGGAUUUGGCCAUUCUUUGAGGUGGUUAAAAGGGACAGUAGCUUCCAAGGAAGAUCCAAAUUUUGGCAGUCAGCCUGUGCUUUAAGGCAAUUGUUCUCAUCCUUUGACCCUCCUUAUUUGACACUUCAGCUCUCAACAUACCUCAUCAUUGGCCAUGUUGGCUGGGGAUUCUGGGGCUUGCAAUUCAGAACAUCUGGAGCACCAAAGGGUCAGAACCACUGCUUUACAAGGUAUAGAUUGUACUGAAUAGAUCUGGUUUUCCCUUUGUUUAGGCAGCUUCAAUUUUCAGGAAAUUAGCUCAUGGGGUGGGAGAAACGAUGGGUCUUCAUGGAAGCAGUGGGAGAUGUCAGGAGACCUCAAAGGAAAUGUAGCACUUUGUAAGACCAAAGAAGCAGAAGUGAGCUGGCAUUCAUUUCUGGGAGGAUAUGAUUCCUUUCUGGAAAGGGAAUAUACCAAUCUGUUAAUGCUACCAAGGUUGUUCCUUGAUGAAGAGAGGGGAGCAGGAGAGGACUUCUGGAAAGGGGUGGAACUAGGAAUCUGAAAACGGAUUUAGCUGUAAAAUAGCAGGGAUUAAAAAAAAACUUCUGGAGAGCUUGGGUGGUCUGGGAUUGUAAACUGUGGACUUCGUUUUAGGACUUAAAAGGACAUUAGCAGAAUUGACAUGUUGACCUAGGGCUUGAAGUAGGAUUUGAGGUUUAGAGGUUCAAGUUUAUUUAAGAAAUAGUAUGGGGGAUAUAUCCAAUCCUUGGAUAAAAAUGGGUUUUGUGGGAGGAGUUUCAGAUCUAUAGAGGGCUUCAGGAAAUCUUCACACCCUGAUACUUGCCAGCAAAAACAGUUGUAGGACAAGAGCACAUCUGUGUCUCCAUCCCUGGACCAACCCUUUUCCUUCCAGUCUGGGGUAUUUUGCUUUGCAGCCAUGCUCAAGAGACAGAACUGUUAAACUAGUGGAUGUCUCCUUGCCACGUAGGCCCAAGCUUCUCUGGCAAGAAGCAAUGUGUCACCUAUUCUAAUGACAUUCUGGUAUCAAAAUCCAGCUGCAACAUAUGGAAAUCCCCCCUCCACCUCCAAUUGGUGUGUCUGUGGUUUCUAAACAGCCAAUCUCUAUCUAAUCGGUUCAGAGGAGCACUCUUUCACAAGCCACAUCCUGCCUGUCUCCUCGCCUCCAGAGGCCAGAUUCCAGUUCCCCCACAGCCUCCUUCCAGCCCUUAAAAAACUCCAGAUGCUCUUAAAGAUUUUUUUUUCUGUUUAUAGAACAAAUUUCAAAAGAGUGCAGUCAGAAGGGGAGGGCUGUUUUUUUCCCCACCAGCCUCACAUAAAGCACAACUUGAAAGACAUUCUGGCCCCAGGAAGGAGAGCAUCUACCUUACAGGAUUUUAACUGUGCUUAUUAGAUUUAGAUUUGAAGAUGUUUCUGAGGAAGCUUGUCUAUCAGACAGCCCUUCAGAAUUAGAAGUAAUGAAAGACACCAAGUGUGUAGUGUAGACUCUGCCUUCAGUGAGUCCCAGACCAAGAGUCCUCCCUUUGGGGGCUACAUUGGUCCAAUAGGGUCAAAGCUUGGAGAUGUUGCUUUUUUGGACUACAACUCCCAGUUUUCCCCAGCCAGCAGGCUGCCUGGAGAAUUCAAGUAGCUGAGGUCCAAAAAGGAACUUUUCUGAGUCCUACCUCCAGUUUUAACUAACUUUGCUUGUAAACAUUAGGAAAGCCAGCCUGGAGAAGGUAUGACUCUUGCAAUAUCAUCAUUAAAAAAAGGCCCUCCUAGACAAUAGCACCUCAAAACAGAAACAGUUAAUCUCUGUCUCUCCAGACAUUGCUAGACCACAGUUCCUUACCAUUGGUCAUUCUGGCCAGGAGGUUGGAGAGUUUAAGGCCAAAAUAUGUGGUAGGCCAGAGGCUGACCUGGAACUAAUCCAAGAGGGGGGGAAACGGGGUCUGGGUUAUUAACCUAAAGCAAGUGGGAGGUGGAACAGUCCUGAUUUUGUUUUUAAAUGCUUUUCUAGUCUCUUCAGGGAUGGCUUAACCAGUGUGGAGUUUUGUUCUUCAAUGUGCAGUUUUUUGCAAUGGUAGCUGAAUCUUAUCUCAGGAAAUAGCUGCAGGAAGGGGAGGGGUUAAUACAGCAUAAAAAGAAGAAGUGGACCAAGUAUAUACAUUGACGUGUCUCGAACGGAGGUAACCACAUCCCCUGAAUGAAAGCAAAGCAAGGCCAGGAGUGGGAGGAUGCUUGGUUGGUACAGCUUAUAUUUGCAUAAAAGUGUGACCCAAGGAGACACAAGGCUGUUAUUUGUACACACACACACAUGCAUCAAUUUUCAGAUGUUAACUUUUGGAUAAAUAUACCAAGACUUUUUGCAUUCAGGUGAUGCUGCUGUUUCUUUGUAUUGUCUUAGCCAGCAGUUGUACAUGCACAGUGGCUUUUCUGAUGUUUCUGAAAUAGGAACACUGCUGCAUUGGGUUGGUGGUUCCUUGAACUGCACAGAUGACUGGGAUAACUACUGUAUGUCAGAAAGAGUUAAUGCCUCACCAAAUUGGAAUGAAGGAAAGGAAUGGUUUGCUACAGCCAGAAACUGAUGGGUGUUUAGUUAGGAUUUUGAGAGCAGAUGGAUCUCUUCUUCUAGAGCUGUUUAUGACUGGGAAUUUUCCCUCCUCCCUCUCCCACCAGAGUCUUGAGCUGCAUGCUGGAGCCCUAGCAAGUCAGUGAUUCCUCAAUAUUGCUGAGUUUGAGGCUUUCUGUCUCUGCAAUCUUUGGUUCUGUGUUCUAAAACCGGGAGUUCCUGAACUGGCUGGCCGUGUAUUCACAUGCGGUUCCCUUUAAUUGCAUAGGGGACUGUUCUGUUUUCAUUGACAACCCAAAAUAAACCAGAUCAAAAAGAUCUCUGCUUAAGUUUAGCUUCAAAAUGAGCAGGUGCCAUUUUAUGGAAAGAAUUGCCACCACAUUUAAAUCUGGUCCUGCUACUGUGCUUUUCAAAGGCCAUGCAGCUUUUAAAGGAGUUUCUCUUCUACUGCUUAGCUCCAUAUCAAAAAAAAGCUGGUGACAGGCUCUGUAGGUGAUCCUCACUUUCGGCACAGCUUGAAAAGGGUGACCUUUAGACUGCAGUUCCCAGAAUCAAGUGAACACUACCAGGAUGGCCAUGUUAGCUGGGGAUUCUGUGAGCUGAAGUCCAGAAAGUCUGUCUUUCGAGCACUUGAUGCAACUGUCAGAAGAAGGCAACAAAAAACAACUCAGGGCUAAAUCAGAAGGAGUGGGAUUAUAUUUAGUAGACAAGGGAAACAAUUUAUCAAGGUUUUGACUUCAAAUUGUACCAGGAAGAACCUUUAAACUACCAGCUAAGGUAGUACGAGUCUCCGUUUCUUUUUCUCUCAUAUUCAGAGUUUUAAAAUCUCAAGUUUUUUACAUGUUGUUUGUGAAAAAAAUACAGAUUUUGGAAAGUUCUUUUUAAAAAUAAACAACAAACUUCUCAACAUC
Sceloporus undulatus (fence lizard) is the source of this 4743-nucleotide messenger RNA. It is a transcript of the gene TAMALIN, whose product is annotated as trafficking regulator and scaffold protein tamalin. The transcript has 8 exons. Lineage: Eukaryota; Metazoa; Chordata; Lepidosauria; Squamata; Phrynosomatidae. Gene Ontology annotation, biological process: signal transduction. The record is from RefSeq and is a predicted model, not a curated record. Gene Ontology annotation, cellular component: plasma membrane. The coding region runs from base 155 to 1195 and encodes 346 amino acids. Gene Ontology annotation, molecular function: protein binding.